Lotus japonicus is the source of this 789-nucleotide messenger RNA. RefSeq lists its product as uncharacterized. The record is from RefSeq and is a predicted model, not a curated record. The coding region runs from base 1 to 789 and encodes 262 amino acids. The transcript has a single exon. NCBI's taxonomy places the organism in Eukaryota, Viridiplantae, Streptophyta, Magnoliopsida, Fabales, Fabaceae.
AUGGAGCGACGUCGUCGCUGGGAGCGCCCAGGAUCCAGCUGGCGAGCGGAGGCAAACGUGGUACUCAACACUAACUUGGCAGACGGGGUUGCCCAAAUGCUCGCCGAGGGAUGUUACGCAACCAAGUGGUGUGAGUACCAUUGUGUGGUCGGCCAUGAAACCACCGACUGCCACGCCUUGGGAAAAGGCAUUGAGAAGUUGGUUAAGGCAGGACGUUUGAGACAUCAUGUUAGGAGUGAUCAUCGUCGGGCCCUAUCAAGCCAAUUGGAAACCUUGGUGAUCGUAGGGCAAGAGCGAGAGUCGUCGACUAAAGCCAUUAGCACGAUCGCCGGAGCGUUCGGGGGUGGCAGAGAUACUUGUGCGGCAAGGAAGCGACAUGUGAGGGCGGUGAACUCUAUUCAGGAAACUUCUUUUGGCUUCAGGCACCCAUAUAUCAUUAUCUCAACAGAAGACUUUGUCGGGAUCAUGCCUUACCUGGAUGACCCAAUCGUAGUCCUGUUGAGGAUCAACAAUUUAAACAUCAGGCGUGUGCUCUUGGAUCAAGGCCGUUCAACAUACAUCAUCUAUGGUGACACAUUUGACUGGCUUGGUUUGGAGGAUAGUGAUUUGACUCCUUACACAAGGACUCUUGUGGGGUUCUCAGGUAAACAAGUUUGGGUGCGAGGGUUCCUUGAUUUAGACACCACAUUCGGCGAGAAUGAGAACGCCAAGAUGCUAAGGGUAAGGUAUCUGGUCUUGCAAGUGGUGGGGUCUUACAACAUGAUCAUCGGCCGGAACACCUUGAAUUGA